GACGCCGUGUGAUGCAGGGUCAUCUGGAGGACUUGUUUCUGUUGUGUUACCAAUGCUCGUCUUCAUUGAAAAGGUCGUUGGACCUGAUGGUCGAAGAUGAGCCUCUUUCCUUCUGUCCUAUCCCAGUUGCGUCACCACGAGAUGGCAAGAUCCUUACGAGCUGAAGCUGAGACUCUGUCGCCCACCGUGGCAGGUCGAGUAAGACUCAUCGCUUCCGCAACGACCGACGACCUCGCGCCUGCUUUCCACGUGCUCAAUCUUAUCGACUUGCUGCGUCGGCUGCAGAUGGUGCUCUGCCUGACCCUCAAACGCCGCCGAUACGCGUCACAAGCCCCUCGGGACAGCGCGACGCUACUUGAGAACAUACUUCGCACAGACCGUUUCAAGCAAUACGCAGGCAACAACUUCGAAGUCGUCCAAGUGCAGGAUGGACAGGAAUGGAGAAGGCGGACGACGCGGCCAGAUGCGUCAUCUCUCGUCAAGCCGAUGGAUCACAAGUUCCUCAAGUUGCCCGAUUACAGCCUGUUGGGAGACAUACCCGACAAUUGCUUUGCUCUUGGGGACUGUGAGGAGGUCAUUGACGAAUCCCGGCAGUUCCUUCUGGUCAUACAUCCAGAGGGCACAGACAACAUUGAGCUGUUCGAGGUCCCGGAGCGUAUUGCGACUCCUUUCCCUCUCGCUCGCGCCACGGCGGCAGAACUGGUCGAGUGUUCGAACUGCAAGUACAGUUUGACGAAGGCCGAGCUGUUCCAAACAUGCUGUAGCUUCCAUCCGGGGAUGACGACCGACAGGUACCUCCCAUGUCCAGACAGCAGUGACAGCGAAGAUUGUGAUGAAGCGGAUUCGAGUUCGACCAAGUUCCACGGCAAGGUUUGGGCGUGUUGUGAAAGAGAGUACGGAGCACCAGGCUGCACGGUUGAGCGUCGACACCUGAUGGAUAGCGAAGUCGCGCCAGAAAGAGGCGAGGACGGCGCCCUGCGAACGCAGAGCUGGGAUCUGGGAAAGAGACUUCGCAGCGCGGAGGGAAGUUGUAGCGAAAGUGACGGCUGAGCUGCAACAAGCAGCCAUGAAGAUUUGGACUUGGGCACGACGCAGGCGUGCCGUUGGCGUUUGGAGGUUGCUUUGGACAUCAUUUGGCGGCCAUCGGGACAGGACAUCGCUGGCAACGGCAGGAGGUUAUCUGAUUUUGGCGUACGGCUUGGGUGGAAACACAUCCUUAUGGAGUAACAGCAAGACACGGCGAAAGAGAAGAAGCAGAGAAAGAGUUUGGAAAAACGGGAUGGCAGCUGCAAACAAACCUUAGCCAGCGCUACUUCUGCUCGGACGACAAUUGCCCCUGCAUAGGUGGUCGUUGCUUCACCGCCAGGUGUCUUGCCAAGCAUUGACG
Molecule: messenger RNA, 1387 nt
Organism: Cercospora beticola
Lineage: Eukaryota; Fungi; Ascomycota; Dothideomycetes; Mycosphaerellales; Mycosphaerellaceae
Source: RefSeq, a predicted model, not a curated record